This is a messenger RNA of Labeo rohita (rohu), 3023 nucleotides long. It is a transcript of the gene pip4p2, whose product is annotated as phosphatidylinositol-4,5-bisphosphate 4-phosphatase 2. Lineage: Eukaryota; Metazoa; Chordata; Actinopteri; Cypriniformes; Cyprinidae. Gene Ontology annotation, molecular function: phosphatidylinositol-4,5-bisphosphate 4-phosphatase activity. The coding region runs from base 110 to 961 and encodes 283 amino acids. Gene Ontology annotation, biological process: phosphatidylinositol dephosphorylation. Gene Ontology annotation, cellular component: phagocytic vesicle membrane; late endosome membrane; lysosomal membrane. The transcript is spliced from 8 exons. The record is from RefSeq and is a predicted model, not a curated record.
UGCCCUGCCUCGAGCCCAGAGUCUCACUGCCCCUCUCCAGAGCAGCGGACGGAGCCCACCACCAUUCGCCGCUGCUGCUGCUGUUGUGCCGUGCUGAUCUACUGAUAUAAUGGCUUCCGAUGGUAUGGAUGAACGAUCCCCGCUGUUGUCAGCACCGAACUCGGGGAAUGUCACGCCCACAGCUCCGCCGUACCUGCAGGACCCGAGCCCGAGAGCUGAAUUACCUCCGCCCUACACAGCCAUUGCCAGUCCAGAUGCAGGGGGAGUUCCAGUCAUUAACUGUCGAGUGUGCCAGUCUCUUAUAACUCUGGAUGGCAAGCUCCAUCAGCAUGUGGUGAAGUGCACCGUCUGCAAUGAGGCCACGCCUAUAAAAAAUCCACCAACAGGAAAGAAGUAUGUUAGAUGUCCUUGCAACUGCCUGCUAAUCUGUAAAGACACGUCUAGAAGGAUAGGAUGCCCUCGGCCCAACUGCAGACGGAUCAUCAACCUGAGUCCUGUGAUGGUGAUCCCAGAGGAGCAGCCGGCCCAGCCAGCUCUUCCAGUCCAGCCUGAGGGCAUGCGCGUGGUCUGCGGCCACUGCGGCAACACAUUCCUUGGCAGCGAUGAUGAGGAUGAUGAGUGCUCCCAGCCUUCCUCAGGCCUGGCUAUUCGCGGCCCCUCUGAUCUUUUCAAGUGGAUGGAGCUCCGAUUCAAUACACUGGCCAAGUGCCCACAUUGCAAAAAAAUAUCCUCUGUAGGCAGUGCUCUACCCAGAAGGCGCUGCUGUGCCUACAUUACAGUAGGAAUGAUCUGCAUUUUCAUUGGUAUCGGGUUAACGGUGGGAACUCAGGACUUCGCCAGGCGUUACCACGCUACUUACGUGUCCUGGGCCUUCGCGUAUCUCCUGGGCCUCAUCUGCCUGGUACGGGCCUGCUACUGGGGAGCGAUUAAAGUCAGCUAUCCAGAGAACACCUUUGCGUAGACAAAGCGUCCAUCCUUCAAGUCCUUAGUGUUUGAUUUCUCUUGAUUUGAACAGGUUAACUGUUACAAGAACAUAAGAAUCCAGGGGGGUUAGGUACCUGCAGAUGUUUCAGAUUGAGUUAUUGAUUAGCUCUGAUGUAACCGAUUUGAACCCGCAAUAUGAUGACUGGAGGAAUUAAAGUGAAAUCAGUGAUUCUAAAACUAGAAAAAUAAUACAAAUAAUCCAUUCGUGGUACACCUCUUGGAUUUGUCAUGGUGGGUGGAUAUCGAAAACAUGUUUUGCGUACUGCAUUUUGUUACCAACUUGACCAAAAGAGAUGAUCUUUUAUGAACAAUUUGCCCAUUGCACUACAAUUUUAUGCAAUUCUGCUGUUGUGUUGCUGCUAGUCACUACAGCCGUUAUGAGCUGAGAGAUGUUAUGUGUUCAGAGAGCCUGCCAGCACCCACGGUGGCACUAUCUGUCAUGUUCAGAUAUAUUUAACUGUUCUUAAAAUCCUGUGCCAACUUUUUUUUUGUUGUUCAGUGUCCGUUAGGGGAUCUCCCUCUAAUGAAAUUUAGCAGUAUUUCCAAACCCAUUUUGGCCGCUCCAACUCACUGUGAGCAAUAAUAAUGCAUUUUUUGUGGCUUUAAAAGAAAAACUGCAUGUACAGUCACUGGACCUCUAAAACUAAAUUCUAGGUUCAAUGCAACUUAAGCUCAUUCGACAGCACUUGUGAUGUAAUAUAUGCCGUUGAUUAGUACACAAAAUAAUUUUCGUUAAAAAAAAGCAAAUCUUGGUUACAUUAAGGUAAUGGAAGUGAAUGAAACCAACUCAUAAAGGUUAAAAUAUCUGUCAUUUAAUGGUAUAGCUGCAAAAUGUAAAUAAUAUGAGAUUUUAUAUGUGAAAAAUUACACUACCGUUCAGAAGUUUCGGGUCGUUCAUAUUUUAAUGUCUCUGAAAGAAUCUCUUAUGUUCACCAAGGCUGCAUUUGUUUAAACAAAUAAGAACAGUACGAAUAAUAUAAAAUAUUAUUAGAAUGUAAUAUAUAAUAAUAACAAAAUAAUGUUCCUAUUUGAAUAUGUUUUAAAAUGUAAUUUAUUCCUAUGAUGCAAUGCUGAAUUUUCAGCAUCAAAUGUCAGUGUUGAAACCAUUUGUGCUGCUUAAAUGUAUAAAUAAAUAAAUAAAUAAAUAAUGCAAGUGCAUUUCUAAAAUAAGCUUAACAUUUCUUCUUUUAAAGGGAUACUCCACCCCAAAAUGAAAAUUGUCAUUAAUCACUUAACGUUACUCCCAUGUUGUUUCAAACCUGUAAAAGCUACGUUCGUCUUUGGAACACAAUUUAAAAUAUUUUGGAUGAAAACCGGGAGGCUUGUGACUGUCCCAUUGACUGCCAAGUAAAUACCACUGUCAAGACCCAGAAAAGUAUGAAAGGCAUCGCCAAAAUAGUUGGUUUGGAGUGACAUGGAGGUAAGUGAUUAAUGACAAAAUUUUCAUUUUGGGGAGGAGUAACCCUUUAAAUACUUGAAAAAUUGGCCUCAAUCACUUCUAUAUUGUAAGCCUUACUGUGACCUUGAUUUUUGCUGAAAACUGUCAAAUAUAUAUAUAUAUAUAUUUGGCCACAAAUGCUUGAUCUUGUAUUGAACCUGAAAUAUUCCUUUAAUUUUACUCACUGAUUAAUAAUAAUGACACUUGAUGAAUGGGAAAUGACAUGUGCAUGAUUUUGAUUUGAUUCUUUUGUACUCAGAAAGUGUUUUGUUAGUCUGUUACUGACAGGGCACAGUGGAAGUGUUAACGCCAUGUGUCUAGUGCUCCUUCCUGUGUGUAGAAUGUAAACGCCCCACUGCUACCUGCCUAACUCCACAACUCACCACAACCUUGCUAGUAUUGCUGUAGCUUACCUUUACAGUAGUUCUGUAUUUUGUCAAGACAAAUGGAGAUAACUAUACUAUCUAAACUUGUUCUGAAUGUGACAAGCCGGUGAAGUCCUUGUACAUAGGAAACUGAGCACACAAAGUCUGUAGUUCAAGUUGGAAUAUGGCUUGGGUCUUUUUAAAACAAUAAUUUCUCAAUAAAAUGCUAAAAUAUU